Messenger RNA from Porites lobata, 688 nucleotides. NCBI's taxonomy places the organism in Eukaryota, Metazoa, Cnidaria, Anthozoa, Scleractinia, Poritidae. The record is from the annotation of a GenBank genome assembly.
AUGCACCAAGAGAGAAACCAGUUUCAAUAUUGUGGAGCAGAGUCUACACAUCCAAGAAGUGAAUGCUCUGCAAAGAAAGCAAAGUGCUUCAAGUGUGGAAAAGACAGACAUUAUGGCUCUGUUUGCAAGUCCAAAAGCAAAGGAGGGAGUGUUAAUGAGUUACAAACUCAGCCUACUGACGCACCCUUCAACGAAGACAGCACAGCAGAAGACUAUGCACCAGUGUAUUUUACUGCAACUGUGAAUCAUUUGAAGAUGGUAAUAGUAAAGACUCUUAACUGUCCUCUACCACAGCCUCACAUUCACCCUCUUUGGCUUAGUAAGGAGCUCUCAUCACAAAUAAUUGGCUUAGUAAGGAGCUCUCAUCACAGAUUUCCAGAUCUCCUGUGAAAUCAAUACAGCUGCAAGCUGCAACAUUCUACCUCUGUACAAAGCAACAACUCUUAUUGGAACGGAUCUCAAGCUGGGACAACUGACAGUGAAUCUCAAAGGCUACAAUGACAGCCCAGUUGAGAAUCUUGGAUCCUGUUCUGUGUACUUUAAUCAUGGCAAGCAAACAUACAAAGUCUCAUUUGAAGUGACAGACAGCAAAGGUCACAUGAUCCUGGGCAGGCAGCAAGCAUUGCUAAUGGGAUAUGUUAGCUUCCCAGAGAUCCAGCAGCCAGUGGUACGGUCAAGGCCAAAGUAA